Molecule: messenger RNA, 543 nt
Organism: Oldenlandia corymbosa var. corymbosa
Lineage: Eukaryota; Viridiplantae; Streptophyta; Magnoliopsida; Gentianales; Rubiaceae
Source: the annotation of a GenBank genome assembly
AUGCUCACGAAGAAGAUGACAAUGAUGAGAGCAGUUGUUUUUGUGAUCCUCUGCGUCCUCACCGCCACCACCGCAGAUGAAAUCCCAUCUGUAAUUAGAACCCGAAUCCGGCCGUCUAAGCCUCUUCCAUCCUUCAAGGUCAACACAACCCAGCCGGCGGUGAAUCAGGGAAGCUGUGCUUUUACAAUUUCUGUUAGGACAAGCUGCCAAUCUGUCCGCUAUACACGGGAUCGUAUCAGUAUCGCUUUCGGCGAUGCCUAUGGCAAUCAGGUUUAUGCACCGAGAUUAGAUGAUCCGAGGUCGAGAACAUUCGAGAGUUGUUCAACAGACACGUUCCAGGUUUACGGUCCUUGCACGUACCAGAUAUGCUAUCUCUAUCUGUACAGGAGUGGACGUGAUGGGUGGAGACCUUAUGAUGUCACCAUUUAUGGUUCUAACACAAGGCCAGUGACCUUCCAUUACGAUGAUUAUAUCCCCAGAGAUACUUGGUUUGGCUUUAACUACUGCUCCCGCUAUUCUUCUGCUGCUAAAUCUGCAAUGUAG